UUAUAACACAUCACUUCACAACAACCAAUCAGCAACUAACAUAACUUCCUUCCUUCCUUCCCGCGUCUUUUCCCUCUCUUCUCUGCACCAAAGAUUCUGAAGAAACCAACCAAAAUGCGAAGCUGCAUCAUCAACCUCUGGAUCGUGGCGGCACUCGUCGUCCCCGUGCUCCUCUCUCUCAGAAGCCCUCGAGGCGAAACCCAAACCCAAACCACUUCUUCUUUCUCCGAUUCUUCUACCUUUUCUUUGAAGCUUGCAAAUGGAUUUGGCUUCUAUGCUGUCUCUUUCCCUUUCAACCAAAGGAUACGUGAUGGGUCCAAUCUCGAAUACGAUUUCUAUAGGGACACGUGUCCCCAAGCGGAGGGUGUUGUUCGUUCGGCGCUCACUCGCAUAUACUUCGACCACAGGGACGUUGCACCUGCUCUGCUUCGUCUCUUCUUCCACGAUUGCUUCAUCGAGGGGUGUGAUGCUUCUUUGCUGUUGGAUGAGAACAAUGGUGAUAGAAACCGUUCGGUGGAGAAGCAGGCUGUGCCAAAUCAGACAUUGAGAGGUUUUGACAAAAUUGAGCUGAUAAAAGAAGAGGUGGAACAAGCAUGUCCCGGGAUUGUGUCUUGUGCUGACAUACUUGCUCUUGCAGCAAGAGAUUCCAUUCUUCUGGCUGGUGGACCUUUCUAUCCAGUUUUAACAGGAAGAAGGGAUAGCCAUCAAUCAUUUUUUGAGGAAGCAACUGAUCAGAUUCCCAGACCUGAUGAUAACGUUACACGCACACUAAAUCUCUUCAAUCUCAGAGGAUUCAAUGCAAGAGAAACAGUCAGCCUUCUUGGAGGACACAACAUUGGCAAAAUCGGCUGCGACUUCAUUCAGCAAAGGCUGUACAACUUUCAAGGCACAGGACAACCAGACCCCAGCAUCCCCCUCGAUUUCCUUCGCCAGAUGAGGCUAAACUGCCCAGACAGCAAGAACAGCAGCACCAGCAUAGACGAGUUUACGAUCUCAAAGCCAGUGAGCAGUGAUUUCCACUCCAAAAUGGGGAUGUCAUACAUGCAGGCACUGUCAUCUUCAGUGUCAUCAGGAGCAUCAUUUGACACUCACUACUACCAGAGCCUGCUAAGAGGAAGAGGGCUUCUUUUCGCGGAUCAGCAGCUGAUGGCCGAGCAGAAAACCGCCAGAUUGGUCUCUGCUUAUGCUUCAGAUGAUGGAUCAACCUUUCGAAUGGACUUUGCUAGGGUCAUGUUGAAAAUGUCUAACCUUGAUGUUCUAACUGGACUUCAAGGUCAGGUUCGAGUCAAUUGCUCACUACCUGUGUCUUCUUAAGAGUGAGUAUGUAUGUUCCUUCUGGCAGCAGUCAGAUAUCUCAUUGUUUUGUACAGUUUGGUAUACCAUACCAAAUUUGAUUCCCAACAGGAUAUACAUUUGAGGCUAGUUUUGGUUAUGUAAAGUGGCUGUGAGUUUCAAAACUUGGCUAGUCUUGGUCAAGUUGCAUAAAAUGUUUAGCUUGUGGAAAUGUGUUCUUUCAUUUCCUACUAUAUACAAAAAAAAAAAAAAAAAGUAAAAGAAAUCCAUACUAUCAUAGGUUCAUCUCGAUGAUGUAUGAGUUUUUUGUUGCAUGGAUAUUAUUAGUCCAUCAAAUCAAAUAUAUAUAA
This is a messenger RNA of Glycine soja, 1643 nucleotides long. RefSeq names its product putative Peroxidase 48. Gene Ontology annotation, molecular function: peroxidase activity; heme binding. Bases 115 to 1314 code for a protein of 399 amino acids. The transcript has 4 exons. Gene Ontology annotation, biological process: hydrogen peroxide catabolic process; response to oxidative stress. The record is from RefSeq and is a predicted model, not a curated record. Lineage: Eukaryota; Viridiplantae; Streptophyta; Magnoliopsida; Fabales; Fabaceae. Gene Ontology annotation, cellular component: plasmodesma; plant-type cell wall.